This is a messenger RNA of Seminavis robusta, 1148 nucleotides long. The record is from the annotation of a GenBank genome assembly. Lineage: Eukaryota; Bacillariophyta; Bacillariophyceae; Naviculales; Naviculaceae.
UCGAAAGUCCCGCAGCGAAACCGAAUUUGGAUCUUUAUUAGGUGACGUCAGUGACGCCAAGCCUCAUUGCUUUUCGGCAAAGCACCCUCCACUUUCAAGUUGCUCAGUCUUCAAAUAACUCUGAAAGGAAAAUGAUGAUGAUGACGAGAGCAAAGUUUGGAAUCGUUUUGAUGUUGGCAGGACCUGUCAAUGGUGCCUUUGUCCCAUCCCAAAAACCCUCCAUGCCCACGAACUUUUUCCACAUUGCGGGCGCAAAAGAUCCUGACUGGAUUGACAGUCCUUUGUCGGAAAACCACGACAAUGAGAUUCAUCAUUCGGCAAAAGAUUCUAGUCGACGAAGACUCUUGUCGUCUUCCUCGGCAGCCAUGUUGGCGGUGGGCACCAUCAUGACCCCCUCCACCGCCAUGGCCGGCAACUCCAAAUCCCGGACCGACGGAUAUACCGUCCAAAAAUCCGAAAGCGAAUGGGAAUCUCAAUUAAGCGACAUGCAGUACUACGUGCUACGACGAGGUGGUACGGAAAGUCCCAACUAUAGUAUUUUGGAGGGAGAAGACCGUUCCGGCAUAUUCUCGUGUGCCGGCUGUGGCACGGACUUGUUUGCGUCGCAAGAAAAGUUUCACAGUGGUACCGGUUGGCCGUCAUUUGCCCGGGCAUUGCCGGGUGUCGAAGUGGAAGCCGUCAAUGCCGUGACAGCCAAUUUGGUGGGUGCCGAGCUGCGAUGCAAAACGUGUGGUGGUCAUUUGGGGGAUGUCUUUAGCGAUGGGUUCCUGUUUGUAGGCACUCCUGCCUUUGUGAGUGGCAAGCGUUAUUGCAUUGAUGGUGCCGCACUGAAUUUCACUCCGGCGCAAGACGGAGCACCUAUUGUUCGUGGCGAUACCAUGAAACCACAAACUACUAGUACGCCUUCGUGGUUGGAUCCACCCAAGAUUACAGCACAAUAGCUGCUAAGGAACUAAAAAGUCAAUCAGAAGAUGAUACCUGAUAGGCGCACAAACAACCCGAGUGCUUUAGAUUGCUCUUCUUGGGCGUGACUGAAAAGGGAAGCUUUGAAAGCGAGCUAUGCCGUGGCUAAAUGAAGUUACGUACAACUAUGUCUCAAUUAGCUAGAGAAGUAAAUCCAACUUGGCACACCGUACGUUUUCAACAUG